Ustilaginoidea virens is the source of this 2304-nucleotide messenger RNA. RefSeq lists its product as uncharacterized. Gene Ontology annotation, biological process: lipid metabolic process; phosphatidylinositol-mediated signaling. NCBI's taxonomy places the organism in Eukaryota, Fungi, Ascomycota, Sordariomycetes, Hypocreales, Clavicipitaceae. The transcript has 4 exons. Gene Ontology annotation, molecular function: phosphatidylinositol-4,5-bisphosphate phospholipase C activity. Bases 1 to 2304 code for a protein of 767 amino acids. The record is from RefSeq and is a predicted model, not a curated record.
AUGUCGUUCCUGUGUGGUUUGACGCCGCGUCGCCGGUUUCUGAGCCGCACGCCGAACCAUGCCGAGACCCCCCGACGCGCUCGAACAAUGUCCAUUUUCGGAGGCCCCCACGGGGGUGCUCGCCGGACCUUGCUGACCAUGGUUGGGGUCACGACGCUGCUCCAUCCUCCCCGGGACGCACCUCCCACGACCUCGCCGGAGCCGGCCGAGAGAGAGCUCGAUAUCGACAAGCACAUGCACGACCUUGUGCAUCAGGUAUACGAGGACCUGAAGCAAGGACAUGCGCAGCUUUCGAGAGAACAGCUGCACAGGUUUCUGAAGCAGGUUCAAGCUGAAGCCGUCGUUGAGCCGCUCGACCAAGAGCACUACGCUUCGUGGGAGUUUGUCCGUAUAUGGUUGAAGGGCUAUGGUGCAGACGCAGUGGCUCGACCUGCCGCCAAGGACCUGUCCAAGCCCCUCACCAAUUACUUUAUAAACAGCAGCCACAAUACAUAUCUGGACGGCAAUCAGCUGGCAUCUCAUAGCACGCCCGAAGCGUACAGAAAUGUUCUCUUGAGGGGUUGUCGCUGCAUCGAAAUUGACGUCUGGAACGGGGAACCGGCUCCGAGUCGAGAUCGGUCAAAAUCACCACACGGAGCACAACUCAGCGCGGCACCCUCGAGAACGUCACAAGCCAACCAAGCCGAAGUGGCUGUUGCCGCUCUGGACAAAUCCUCGCCGGAAUCGGCGAGCGUCAGCGCUCACAGUCGGACCACGGUGGACGAGCCCUCGCCGAGAACGAGCGUCCUUCACCUACCAGACACAAAACAGCAGCCAACCGGCGACCGGCUGGAUGCGCCUCGACUUAAAUCUGGAGCACCGCUGCCGCCUCGACAACCUCGACAUCAAAGCCCACCGCGAGGCGAACCCAUUGUAACCCACGGCCACACCCUUACGGUUCCUUGCGGCUUCCGCGAGGUCUGCGAAGCCAUCAAGGAUUCUGCCUUUCAAAACAACGAGCUGCCCAUCAUUAUCAGCCUGGAAGUACACGCCGACUGGGAACAGCAAGAGAUUAUGGUCCAAAUCAUGAGGGAAGUGUGGCAAGAUCUGCUUGUGACGGAGCCCCACGAAGAUUUUGACCCUAGAUUUCGGCUGCCCAAGCUCCAGGACCUACAGCGUAGGAUUCUGGUCAAGGUGAAGAAAGCCCCGGCUAGGAUGGAACCCCUCGGGCAGAUCGUCACCCACAGCUCAACAGAAGGCGCAACCCAGGGCGCCAGCCAGGGCACCUUGCAAACCGCGUCGCAAAGCGGCCCGAGCCUGCUACCGACAGUCACAGACGGCGACGAUUCUCCGCCGGUUGAAAGCGAGGCCCAGCCGCAGGCGCUUGCAAAGGCGACUUCUGCCCCUCCCGCGCCAGCCGCGUCUCAAGAGAAGCUCAACGUCGGCCGCAUAUGUCAGAGCUUGGGCGAUCUAGCAGUGUACACACGAAGCGAGCACUUCAAGGCGUUUGAGACAAAGGCGGCCAAGACGCCGGCGCACAUCUUCUCCAUCAGUGAAAAGCGCAUUCUCGAGCUGUACCAGAAGAAUCAGCGGGACUUGUUCCUCCACAACAAGAACUACUUCAUGAGAGCGUACCCCGACAAGCUGCGAUUCAACAGCUCCAACCUCGACCCCAGUCUCUUCUGGAGACGCGGAGUGCAGAUGGCGGCCAUGAACUGGCAGAAGAUGGACGCGGGAAUGAUGAUCAACGAGGGCAUGUUUGCCGACGAGAAAGGGUGGGUUCUCAAACCCCUCGGCUACCAGAGCUCCGACAAGCGUGCCGAAUCGCACAAUGCAGCAUCCCCUGAAUGGACGUUGGAUCUGAACAUUACAAUGCUUGCUGGGCAAAACAUUCCGACGCAAAGCGACGAUUACGACCAGCACCAGCGCGGCGGGAGCACCAUCCGGCCCUACGUCAAGGUCGAGCUUCACGUCGAGCGAUCUGAAAACGCCACGGGCAAGGAAGCUGACGAAAACACGUACAAGAAGAGGACAGAUGCCGGAAAAUCCAGAAAUCCCAGAUUCGGGGAAUCGUCAAAGAGACAUCUCAGCUUCGCAGGUAUACCCAAGGUUGUGCCCGAGCUCAGCUUCGUUCGAUUUCGUAUCGGCGAUGACUCUCGUAUGAGCACUUCCAUGCUGGCGUGGGCUUGCGUCCGACUCGAUCGUCUCCGUCCAGGCUAUCGUUUCGUCCGGCUCAUGGAUAUGAACGGCAGCGCCAUUCCCCGCGGGGUGUUAUUUGUCAAGAUUGAAAAGAGGCUGUAUGGCAGGGAUACGAUAUCCGAAUGA